UGAAGAAGAAGUAGUAGAUGACAGGAACCUUGCAGACAGGAGUCGUGGCCAAUUAAAAUGCUUUUUGAAGGCGACAUGAUAUGCGCGUUAUUCACUGUUGAUGACAUUGCGAGCUGGCUAGCUGUUUCGAACGAGCUUUGAAACUUAAAUACCAACUUGAUUGCUAAAAUACAAAAUAUUAUAUCCUUCGUUAGACACGACCAUGCUACAGUUUCUGGCUGGGUUUACUUUGGGAAACGUUGUUGGGAUGUACCUCGCUCAAAACUACGAGGUCCCCAACAUUACCAAAAAGAUAGAAGCCUUCAAGAAGGAUGUGGAGGCAAAGAAGAAACCUCCAGAGUGAAGGAAGAGAUUUCUUUCCAUCCAUGUUGUUGAUCAGAGGCAGAUUGAAGAGAUGGGGACUAUUGGAACAACAAGAAUCACACCACAGAGGAUAUAUAUUUUCCCAUCUCAUUUAAUCUUUGCUAUUAAAAGCAAUAUGUGUACUAAGGUUACACUGGCAGAGGACUAAAUUGUGUACAAAAAUAAAUGUAAUUCUCUAAGCAGGGUUUUUACAGUGCCUGGACUGGGCCAGUGUUCUUGAUUUCUUUAGUUUGUAUUCUUAAAGUACUUUUUAAGAUAAUAUGAGGGUCCUAUUUAUGAGUGGAUAUGCAAAGAUGACUGCUGUGAGAUCUAAAUUCCAGAAUCCUUGGCCUUAUCCUCGCAAGCAGCUUGGCAGGGCAGGCCUUUAGGUGGGGCAAUGGCAUUUAUAUCAAGUCUAAACAUGGCAUUUGUACAAUUUAUGCUUGUAAUUUUUGCCAACUAAACAGAGUGCAGUUUCUGCUUUUGAGUGGUGUUAUCAUAUAAAUAGAAUUUAAUUGGGAAGCCUGUUCUAUGGGUUAUAUUGCUGUGGGUGUUAUGGUAUUGAGAUUGAACAGCUCAUGUAAAUUGUAUUGUUUGGCGUCUAUUCUAGGCUAAAUGCUGUUCUCGAACAUCGUAGGCCUAAUUCAGAUGUGCCUACAUCUGUUCAGCCUGCAUGAAUAUAUUUGCUGAAUUUUG
Coregonus clupeaformis (lake whitefish) is the source of this 1038-nucleotide messenger RNA. Its product is annotated as short transmembrane mitochondrial protein 1. Lineage: Eukaryota; Metazoa; Chordata; Actinopteri; Salmoniformes; Salmonidae. The record is from RefSeq and is a predicted model, not a curated record. Bases 203 to 343 code for a protein of 46 amino acids. The transcript is spliced from 3 exons.